AUGUUUGUCAGAUCUGCAAGAUAUGCCUUUUCGACUUUCCCUUCACCUUUAGUCUCAGUGCAAUAUUUGAAAUAAAAUCUCAAUAAAGUCAAAGUCUUAGAUUGUUCAUGGUACCUUCCUCAAAUGAAUCGCAAUGCAGAGUUAGAAUACAAAAAAUCACACAUUCCUGGAGCAAUCCGUUUUGAUAUCGAUGCAAACAGCCUCUAAGAAACUAGUUUACCUCACAUGCUUCCAAAAACAGAAGAUUUUGAAAGGUCUGUAUCUGACAUGGGAAUUAGUAAUAAAGAUCAGAUAGUAGUUUAUGAUGGAAUGAAUAUCUUUUCGGCUGCAAGAGCAUAUUGGUAAUUCAGAUACUUUGGACACAAAGAUAUAGCAGUCUUAGAUGGCGGAUUUCCUGCUUGGGUUCGAGAGAAUUGUGCAGUUUCUGAUGCUCCACCCUUGAUAAAGGAAGCCAAGUAUAAAGCCACUCCUUAAGUUCAUAUGUUGAGAGAGUUGGAUUUCAUAUUAAAAAAUAUAGAGAAUCAAAAUAAAGGGAAGAGAGGAGAUCAAGUUUUGGAUGCUAGACCUGCUCCUAGAUUUAAUGGAGAGGUGCCUGAACCCAGACCAGGAUUGUCGAGUGGUCAUAUGCCUUAUUCAACUUCGUUACCUUUCAGUCAAUUAAUUGAUUAAAAAACAGGAUUGAUGAAGACACCUGAGGAAAUCAAAGAGAUUCUCAAUAGUCUCAAUGUUGAUGUGAAUAGAAACAUAGUGUGUUCGUGUGGAUCGGGUGUUACAGCUUCAGUGAUUUAUGUUGCAUUGGAAAGGAUAGGGUUGAAGAAUAUCUCAUUGUACGAUGGAAGUUGGAGUGAGUAUGCUGCUACCAAGGAUGUGGAGAUAAGAAAGAAGUGA
Messenger RNA from Paramecium tetraurelia, 888 nucleotides. RefSeq lists its product as uncharacterized. The record is from RefSeq and is a predicted model, not a curated record. Lineage: Eukaryota; Ciliophora; Oligohymenophorea; Peniculida; Parameciidae. Gene Ontology annotation, biological process: transsulfuration. The transcript has 4 exons. Gene Ontology annotation, cellular component: mitochondrion. Gene Ontology annotation, molecular function: thiosulfate-cyanide sulfurtransferase activity.